Magallana angulata is the source of this 4441-nucleotide messenger RNA. Its product is annotated as integrator complex subunit 3-like. The coding region runs from base 368 to 3421 and encodes 1017 amino acids. The record is from RefSeq and is a predicted model, not a curated record. The transcript is spliced from 32 exons. Gene Ontology annotation, cellular component: cytoplasm. NCBI's taxonomy places the organism in Eukaryota, Metazoa, Mollusca, Bivalvia, Ostreida, Ostreidae.
AAACAACGAAAUAUGUCGUCACGACAUAAUGAACCCAGUUACGUUAUUCGCACGCAAGGGAAGUAGAGCUCGGAAAAGAACAUUAUUUUAGACAGUUUUACCCAAAUCUGUUGAUACGAAAAUUACAUACAUCAUUUAAAGAGUUUUUCCGAAAAUUACCAGUGGUCAUAUGUCAACUUUUAUUGUGCAAUUUAGCCUAACAAGGGUGUAAACCGCAAGUAUCGACCACAAAUAUGGCGGACCAAUUCUUUAUAUUAGAGUUAUCCCCCUUAGAAUAUACAGGAAUUGAAUGAAGUGGAACACAAUGUUGAGACUGACUUAAGUUUUUCAUCACUGACAUUAACUGUGACUUAGAUGUUAUUGAAGAAUGGAACAAGCUGCACGAUUGUCGCCUUCAAAACUCGUGUUGACGUCCGUACUGGAACCUAAGGAUGAAUUGAAUGAGAAAUUAGAGAGGUUUUACAAUACUGUAACUGGAAUACAAAGCAGUCUGUCAGAGAGGGAAGCAAACGAUGCUCUGAACUCUUUCGCCUGUCGUGGAACCCAACAACAUGAAGAGAUCCAAUUGGGAUUACUCUAUGGAAUCCUCACCGAUCCCAAAAUGGCACCAAAGCAUUACAGAGACCUGACCCUGGUUAGUCGAGAUGGUCUCACCAUUGUCCUAACCAAAACAAAUCAAAUCAUAUUUGAGAAAUGGCUGAAGUUAUUGGACAGCACCAGAGCACAGAUUGUAUGGCUAUGCAAGGAACUGAUUCAAAAUGGAAUUCUUGGAUCUGAUAGUGUUUGUCACAGCCUUAUAAGGCAAAUAGCAGGUGGUGAUAUCUCGCCAAAAAAUAUUUGGCUUACAGAGGUCAUGGUCGACAUUUUCACAGAAAACAGGACCUGGUUGGAUAAGUUUCCGAACCUCCUGUCUACGGUAGUGUACACCUACCUGAGGGUGAUCGUGGAUCACAACGGACAGGUGUUUGUCAAUCUACGACAGAAGGAGGUGGAGCUCUGUAUCUCUAUUCUAAGAGAGAAGUGGACAGACUGCCAAGCGGUAGGAAGAGACUUGGUCCGUCUUUUACAAAACGUGGCCAGAAUCCCAGAGUUUGAAAAACUGUGGCGGGACAUGAUGUUAAACCCCUCUGCCAUCUGUCCCUCUUUUACUGGAGUUCAACAGCUGAUGCACACUCGAACCUCUAGAAAGUUUCUCAUCAGUCGGCUCACUCCAGACAUGGAAAACAAAUUAGUUUUUUUAAUAACAAAGGUGAAGUUUGGUCAGCACAAAAAGUACCAAGACUGGUUUCAAAGACAGUACCUGGCCACACCAGAGAGUCAGUCGUUACGCUGUGACUUAAUUCGUUAUAUCUGUGCCGUCUUUCAUCCUCCUAACGAGCUUCUGUGUUCUGAGAUCAUCCCUCGCUGGGCGGUGAUUGGCUGGCUCCUGACCACGUGUACGUCCAAUGUAGCAGCAUCCAAUGCCAAAUUAGCUCUUUUCUAUGAUUGGUUGUUUUUUGACCCAGAAAGGGACAGUAUAAUGAACAUAGAACCAGCAAUAUUAGUUAUGUUUCAUUCAAUUCGUCCACAUCCAGCAAUCACAGCUACGCUAUUAGAUUUCCUUUGCCGGAUCAUGCCAAACUUUUGUCUGCCUUUACGUGAACAAGUCCAACAGGGGGUGUAUACGUCCCUGAGGGUUAUCUUGGAGAAGAGAGUGCUACAAUCUUUAUCCCCAUUAUUUGACAACAGCAAACUUGAUCAAGAAUUAAGAAUCCUCAUUCGGGAGAAUUUUAAUGAAUUCUGCUCACAAGAAGUAGUGAAAGAAGAUUCCAUGAACAAUAAAGAUGUGAUAGAAAUAGACAAUGGACACCAUGUUGAAAAUAAUCUGUCAGACGCAGCUUUUAGUGAUGAAGAGGAUGAUAUGGUAGAAAAGCUGCCAUCUGACUGCACCUUCCAACCAAUCAGAGAUACGCGGUACGAACCCGUGGAUUUAGAAGAAUACCUACAACAGCUGGGAGGAGAUAUAUACGAGUACACAGUUCAACUCAGAGACGAAAAAGAUCAAGAGAUUCAGUGUGAGGUCAUGGACCGACUUCUACAGACAAUUCUAAGAGAGGACGAGUGUGACCUAGAUAUGACAGGUGCCCCUCUCGCCGCCUGUAUCUGUCAGAUCCUCGCCUCCCAACUCAGCAGUAAUCUCUUCCCGAAGGAGCAAGAUGAGGAGUCUUUAGAAGACUCCAUAGGAUCACCCCUCUUUGUCAUGUUUAGGUUUCUGACAACAAUGCCGGAGGAGGACCCCAACAGACAGCCGAUCCUGCAGCUGAUGGGUGAGAUGUACAACCGCCAGGCCCGGAUAGGCUACUAUCUCCUCUACUUCAUCAAAGUCGGGAAAGUUAAUGAUGAGAAAAUGAACACGUACAAAGAUUUUUGUAAAAGUUUAGACAACAAGGAUCUGCCCUCCUGUUUGAUGAGAGACUUAAAGCUUUGUCAAGAGGAUGAUGUGAGGCUGUUUAUCUUCCUUAUGCCAGAUAUUUACACAAUUUUUCCAAACAUAGCAAUAGGAAAUGUAGAGUUGCUUCACAUGAUAGUGUCAGCCAUCGAUGGAACACAGCUCCAGGAGUUGAUCUGUCAGAUCCUACAGGGACACCUGGUCAUGUUCAGAAAGGACUCCUUCCUCUCCAUCCUGAACGGGAGCCUGGAGUGGGAGACGUUGGAGCAGUACUUCCUGUGGCAGCUCAUCUCCGCCCACAACAUCCCCGUUGAUUACAUAAUGCCCGUCCUCCCAAAACUCGACUACACAGCUCAUGCCGAGGCUUUAUCCAGCAUACUGGUGCUGCUCAAACAGGAAGGACCCUCAUCGGACUUGAUUCGGCCUAUCCUGUGUAGAGAUUACAAGAAGACGGACUUCUUUGCUGUAUCCAUCCUCAAGUACUGGGCUCAGGAAUACGAAGACAAACUGGCCGAGAUUAUCCUGGCUCAAGUCUCCAAGAUGAACGGGACGCCAAAGAAACGACAGAGGGUGGGAAAUGCAAGUUCAAAGAAGGAUGGGAUCAGCAUUGAACAAAUAUUGUCACAUCUGGACCACAUGAGACAAGUCUGCAAGAACAUUUCCUUUUUGAACAAUGAAAACAUACAGCAUGCUCUGCAACAGGUGCAUCAAAUGUCCAAUGAAACUCUGAAAACAAAAUUCAGCGACCUUCUAGCUCUAGCAGACGACAUUGAGGCGGACUUUAAAUCAGUGCGAGUUUUACGUGGAGUACCAGCCAGAAAGGCUGCUAAUGCUAGUGCUGCGAUGGGGCUAGACAACAGAAACUCUCGCAAAACCACCAAAAAGGUUGUCCAGGAGACGAGUGGAUCCUCAGAUAGCAGCGAUGAUGAAGAAAUCAAACCAAGACCCAAGAAAAGGAAGAAAGCUUUACCUGUGGAGGAGGAUAGUGAUUAAUCAACCAACGUCUGGACCGCCCUGUCAGGGGCCUCUGUUACAGAGAUCUUGCCCUGUGGCGGGGCCUCUUAUAGAGACAGAUCUAGCCCUGUGGGGGCCACUGAGAGAGACAAUUCUAGCCUUGUGGUGGGCCUCUGAGAGAGACAGAAGGCCAAUACCUACAGUUUCUGUAUGGGGACAAUCUCAGACAGCAGUGGUUUUAUUGUGAAGUCUUUCAUUUUAUUGGGAAGUGAGCAACAUUUUACCUGAGGUAAGGAAGGGGAAUCUCAUUCUCCUGAUAAUGUGCUUUUCAAGGACAGCCAUGGACCUGGAGACGUGUGGGGAGUGCUGUACAACAAGGUGUUCUGUGUCGAAUCAUUCAUCAGUGUCCCACUGUUACACAGGAUGUUAACCUGUGGAUGUUAGCAUCAAGGUACUUGACCAUAGAGCAGAGGUGCCGAGGGGUCUGUGUUACAAACAGAACAUUAGUGAUAAUGGCUAGUGUCUGCGACUUUUACAUGGGUGUCCUUCAGUGUCUGGUGUCUGAUUCUGAGAAAAAAAUGACACAGUGUAAGGUACAUGCCCCCUAAUUCUGAGUGUGACAGACUAAGCCAGGAACCUUAACUGGAUUUCUACAGACAACACAUGUUACAGCAUAUGUUGGGCACACCCCUUUAUUCUAUAUGUAACUUGAAGUCUGACACAGUGCUAUUUGAAUUGGUUGAUGUCUAUAAACAGCACAUGUUACAACAUGUGUGACGGACACAACCCCUGAGUGUGACUGAAGCAGUUCAAGGUGGCUCAACUGGAUGUCUUCAGGCAGUACGAGUUACAGCCCGCCUGGAUCUCACAUAGGCAGCACAGUGUAUCCGGAACAAUCCAUUUUAUAUCUCGUUUGACGAGAUUUCCAGUUUUUUAUAGCAGAAGUCUGUGUUCUACACAAUAAGAAUGUGAUGAAACCAUCCGUCUUUGAAUCAUUAAACCUGAUGUUUACUUUGUUUUUUGAUACAUGUAUUUCAGAUUAAAAUGAAUGAAAUCUGA